Messenger RNA from Arabidopsis thaliana (thale cress), 819 nucleotides. RefSeq lists its product as hypothetical. The transcript has a single exon. The record is from RefSeq and is marked reviewed. The coding region runs from base 1 to 630 and encodes 209 amino acids. NCBI's taxonomy places the organism in Eukaryota, Viridiplantae, Streptophyta, Magnoliopsida, Brassicales, Brassicaceae.
AUGUCUAAACACAAUCUAGUGGCUCAAUCUAAGAUUACAUUGCCUACUACUAGAUACGGGGAAGAAGAUUGCAAGAUAUUGGGAUCAAUCAACAAUCAUUCAAAAUUUAGUUACUUGAAGAUUAUUAAAGAAAUCCUCUCUAACUCGUUAUUCAGUAGGCUGGAAACUACUUUUCUUGGCCCAAUCAUCAAAGCGGGUUUAAGAAAAGCAGGUGGUAAUCAAAAAGGACCUAAUGGCUUGGGUUUUUCUGGUCAGUUGGUUCGCUUUCUGGUAGUAAGACAACUUGUGUCGUCAAGGGAAGACGGGAUUUGGUUUUGCAUCAACAACAAGCCGAUGAGAUUCUCAUUGACUGAGUUUCAUCUUGUCACGGGAUUACCAUGCUGGAUAAAAGAAGAUGAAGUCCCAGUAGAUUUUGAGUGUGAUUGGCCUUUGUUGCCUGACAAACCCCCUAUAAAGGUGGAUGAUUAUAUAGCACAAUUGAAGGUCUUGGAUGAUGAGGAAAGCAAGGCACGACUUGCUAUAUUGAUUGUUAUUUUGACCGUCUUCAUGCGGCCAAAUGGCAUUACAAAAUACUCGAUUCUAAAGGAGUAUUUGGCCAAUGCGAAAAAGAAUAUCUAUGCGUACCCCUAGGGAAAAAAUACGCAUUUGACAUGCUGGUGUUGUCGGUAAAGGAUGAUGAUAAGAAGAAAAAUCUUGCAAAGAUUUAUCUUAAAGGAUUUCCCAUGGCAUUGCAGCUAUGGCUGUUGGGAUAUGUGUCAGAAUUAAAAGAGGCUUAUGCUCGGCUCGAUGACAAAUCAGAUCGGUUUCCUGUUUGUGCGA